GUUAUAUACCGAUUGGGUAUACACGCAUCAAAGGAGCAAUGGCAGAGAUCCAACCUCCGCCGCCGCUCCCACAGCCGUUUACUUACUGUGACCCCGCCAAAACGCCAGUCUUGCUCGCACAAGGUGCAGAAGCCCGUCUUUACAAAACCUAUUUCUUGGACCCUUCUAUUCCUGCAGCAUUAAAAGUACGCCCAUUGAAGCCGUAUCGUCAUCCUAUCCUGGAUCGCCGGCUAACCCGCCAACGAAUUCUACAAGAAGCAAGAUGCAUGACCAAGUUAGUCAGAGAUGGUGUUCCCGUGCCUGGGAUAUUGGCGGCAGACUGGGGUCAGAGUUCUGAUCUGGACUCCGAACGAAAGGGAGAGAGCAGUGCUAAUAAUGGCGGUUGGCUGCUUAUGGAGUGGAUAGAUGGCGAAGUAGUCAGGCAAGUCGUGAAUAGCUGGGAGAGAUGGAUGAAGUCCAGCGAGGCACUAGAGGAGCGGGAACCGGCUGAUACGGAUAUGAGCUCAAAGAUGGAGGCCAUAAAGAAAAGUGAGGAGAAGGUUUGUGCCCUUCUCCGAAAGAUAGGAAGCGCCGUCGGGAUGCUACAUAAGACUGGAAUCAUACAUGGCGACUUGACAACCAGUAAUCUCAUGCUACGGCGAGACGAUGGUGCGUCAACUGAAACAGUGUCCCAAGAGGCGGAUACCAAGAAAAUGGAACCAGGAACAGAGCCACCUUCCUUGGAUGGAGAAAUCGUUCUUAUUGAUUUUGGGCUUGCGAGCCAGAGCAUCCAAGAUGAAGAUAGAGCAGUGGACUUGUACGUUCUCGAACGGGCAUUCGCCAGUUCCCAUCCCAGGACUGAGGGGUUAUUCAAGGAAGUUCUUGAGGGGUAUGGAGAUAGUUUCAAGGGUGCCAAACAGGUCCUGAAGAGACUGGAGGAAGUCCGCAUGAGAGGAAGGAAGAGGAGCAUGAUCGGAUAAGUAUAAGCUCUUACAGAGGAAGCUAGUGCAUUUCGAUACUUACAGGAAUCUAAAGUCAAGCAAAAGAAGUAUACAUACUGGCGUCAUACGCUUUGGGUAUUCUGCGGAUUUAUCGUCUAUUAGUGCAUCUAGGCGCUGAAUAACGCUUA
Messenger RNA from Microsporum canis CBS 113480, 1108 nucleotides. Its product is annotated as serine/threonine-protein kinase bud32. Bases 39 to 959 code for a protein of 306 amino acids. Gene Ontology annotation, biological process: protein phosphorylation. The record is from RefSeq and is a predicted model, not a curated record. The transcript has a single exon. Gene Ontology annotation, molecular function: protein serine/threonine kinase activity; ATP binding. Lineage: Eukaryota; Fungi; Ascomycota; Eurotiomycetes; Onygenales; Arthrodermataceae. Gene Ontology annotation, cellular component: cytosol; nucleus; EKC/KEOPS complex.